Messenger RNA from Lachancea nothofagi CBS 11611, 540 nucleotides. Lineage: Eukaryota; Fungi; Ascomycota; Saccharomycetes; Saccharomycetales; Saccharomycetaceae. The record is from the annotation of a GenBank genome assembly.
AUGGCUGUCUUUGAAAAGCAGGAUACGGCCCGUGUAGGCCGUAAAAACCAAGUUUACUCUACGUUAACUGGUGCUAGACUGGUAGCUGGAUGUGUGUGUCUAGACGAAUCAAAGAGACAUGUACUCAUGAUUCAAUCGUCAGCUCAUAAGAAGAAGUGGGUUCUGCCAAAAGGUGGUGUCGAAAAAGACGAGCCAGAUUCUAAGACUACGGCGAUGCGCGAAACGUGGGAAGAGGCUGGCGCUCUGGGGGACAUAGUGAAAGAAUUGGGCGUUAUCGAAGACAUGCGACCACCCAAGGACUGGAACAAGGACAUCAAUUCAUUUGAGACUCAAGAUGACGGACAGGCUUGCAAGCAUCCACCCAGGUCGGAAUUCCAUUUCUACGAGAUGCAAGUAAAGUCUUUGGCCCAGGAGUACCCUGAGGUUCACAAGCGCAGUAGGCAGUGGUUUUCAUACAGCGAAGCGCGGGAACAAUUAAUAAGGGCCAAACGACCAGAGUUGCUGGAAGCACUUGAGCGCUCGAACCUUUGUAAAGACUAA